AUGGUGCUCCCCGCCGUUAAACCAGACAUCAUGGCAGAGGCUGACGAACAACCCUCCAAGCGCCGCCGGCGCAGCCGUCGCGCUCCCUCCGAUCGAAAAUUCGAGUGUACUCAUGACGGCUGUGGCAAGAGUUAUUCGCGUGCCGAACACUUGUACCGGCAUCAGUUGAACCAUACUCCGAAACAAAUAUUUCGCUGCGAUUUUCCCAAUUGCUAUCGAUCUUUCGUCCGCCAGGAUCUCUGCAUCCGACAUCGCGAGCGGCAUACCACUCGAGGAUCGCAGCUACAGAAGCGCGACAGCUUCGCGACGGACAACCAUGACGAGAGUCCACAUAAAUCCCUGCUUCCGGCUUCCUCACCAUCAUCUCCUUCCAUGACGGUGGCAGAGUAUCCGUUCAUGACCGAUCCGCAACCACCCACCUCCAAAUCCCCUUCAGACACGGCGUACCCGCUGCCGACAUCGACCGCCAUCGACACGGCCGGCGUACCAGUGACUGGGUAUACAGAUUUUACUGGAGCUCUCAGUCAACCGGAAAGCAUGCUAGAAUUCGAUUCCAUGUCCAAUGCAUACCCCAUCUUUGGCGGGGAGACCUAUAAUAGAUCGCCGUUUGCCAUGGCGGACGACUUUGCGGCAUGGCUCUUCAGCGAGCCACUCGCACCGUUGGGCUAUGGGAUGAUGCCGAUGUUGCACAAUCAAUUCUACAUGAACGAGCCAGCGUAUAACAACUUCUGCACAGUCAUUCCACAGCACCCGAUGAGCGUGACGAGCAUCCUAGACUCGGGCUCACUGCCAGCAAUUAUUUCGGAGGAAAAACGCCAGGAGCUCCUCCAUCUGAUGGCCACCCGAUUCAAUGAAGCAGCAUACUCAGGAGACGCCACGAAACGCAAGGAUGCACUAAUGGAGGGCGACCUUGAUAACGAUAGGCAUGUCCUCAGUCUUCGCAUGAUGCAGACGUACAUUGGAUCAUAUUGGUAUCAUUUCCACGCCCAGAUGCCGAUUCUGCACCAGCCGACCUUUGCCGCCGAUAGAACACCGAAUUUACUACUGUUGGGGAUCAUGGCCAUUGGGGCCGCAACACUGGAUAAGAUACACGGACAAGCCGCCACGGAGACUGCUGCAGAAUUGGCCAGCUUUAUCGCAUGGCAUCUAAGGUGGGAGAUUUUUAUGGAUGCAGAUUUCCGGCCUCCUGCCCGUCUGUGGGUAUUCCAGGCCUUAUUACUCCUAGAGGUGUACGAAAAAUCCUUCUCUACGCGCGCGCUGCACGAGAGGGCACACAUCCAUCAUGAUACAACCUUGACAUUGAUGCGUCGGGGCAGCUCCCUCAUCGGCCGGUCCUCAUUUGACACACCCGAGUCGAAAGAGGAAGACGAGUCAUGGACACACUGGAUCAAGGCCGAAGCGACUCGGCGAGUGGCAUUUGCCGCCUUUGUGCUAGACUCUACGCAUGCUACGAUGUUUGGACACUCGGCGAAAAUGGUUGCGCAUGAGUUGCGAUUGCCGCUUCCAUGUGAUGAAGCGCUGUGGGCCGCGACUAGUGCUGCUGAGGUGGCCCGGGUUCAGGCCAGUUUACAGUCGCAUGGGGUCCGGCCGAUCAUGUUCCUAGAUGGGCUCAAGCGAACGCUCAACGGACAGGCCGUGCGAACCAACAUGUUCGGCCGAAUGAUUCUGAUGGCGGGUCUGCUGAGCGUUAGCUGGCAUCUAAACCAGCGAGACCUUCAAGCGAGCUCGCUCGGGGUCGGCCAAACGCUCGGUGGGCGGGAUAAAUGGCGGACCGCGCUGCUUCGAUCAUUUGACAAUUGGAGACGAGACUUUGACGAGGCCCUGGGCCCAUCGGCAUCGACUGAAAGCGAAUCACGCGAUGUCCUUCAUGGCCUCGCCCAUAUGGCCUCCCAUGUUGAUAUCGCCGAUCUUCAGAUCUUUGCAGGGGCCGGGCGAUUGAUGGGGCGGUCGAUCACCGCGCGCGAUUACAGCGCUGCACGGGAGAAGACUGACCGCUGGGCGACCAAGGCCACAGCCCGCGAUGCCGCCUUCUAUGCGCUCAAGUUCCUAACGACGUGCUUCACUGAACCGGGCGCGGAAUCUGGGAAUUACCUUGCGCGGGACGACUACUUAUUAAACCGGCCGUGGGUGAUGUACUUCGCUGCGCUGGUGGUCUGGUGUUAUGGCUUUGCACUCGAUGGUCCCCUUCGCCCACCACCUGUGCUGGUCACACUUGCGGACCGACGACGAGAUAUGCAGAAAUUUCUGCAGCGCGUGGGGGGCGUUCGUGAGCCCAAUGAUCUGGAAGGCAUGAAAGGCCGCAACGAGUGUCUGGGGAUGCUGAUGAUCUUGCGCGAUGCCUUUGCCAACCCACGAUGGGAGUUGCUGGGUGAAGCGGCGCGGCUGCUGGACAGUUGUAUUGCGAAGCUUCAGUCAUAA
This is a messenger RNA of Penicillium macrosclerotiorum, 2418 nucleotides long. RefSeq names its product putative C2H2 finger domain protein. The record is from RefSeq and is a predicted model, not a curated record. Gene Ontology annotation, molecular function: RNA polymerase II cis-regulatory region sequence-specific DNA binding; DNA-binding transcription factor activity, RNA polymerase II-specific; zinc ion binding. Gene Ontology annotation, biological process: DNA-templated transcription; regulation of transcription by RNA polymerase II. Bases 1 to 2418 code for a protein of 805 amino acids. Gene Ontology annotation, cellular component: chromatin. Lineage: Eukaryota; Fungi; Ascomycota; Eurotiomycetes; Eurotiales; Aspergillaceae. The transcript is spliced from 2 exons.